UCCGCCUUUGAUAUAACAUUCUUUCCUCAAACUAUCAAAACCUGUUCGAACAAUGAAGCUAAGUUCAGCGGAACUCAUAAAAUUGGAAAGCAAGCAUGCCGCUCACAACUAUCACCCUAUACCCGUCGUCCUAUCAAAGGGGGAAGGUGUCUAUGUGUGGGAUAUAGAAGGGAACCGAUACUACGACUUUUUGAGCUCCUACUCUGCUAUCAGCCAGGGUCAUCGCCAUCCUGCGAUUAUGAAGGCGAUGCGCGAGCAAAUGGAGCGCAUGACGUUGUGCUCUAGGGCGUUUUACAACGACAUGCUUCCAAGAUAUGCAGAACACGUGACGAAGUUGCUGGGAUACGACAUGAUUCUUCCUAUGAACAGCGGUGCCGAGGCCGUCGAGACGGCUAUCAAGCUGUCAAGAAAAUGGGGGUACAAAGUUAAACAAAUACCGACUGGUCAAGCAAUUGUUGUUUGCUGCAAAGGAUGUUUUCAUGGCCGAACGAUAGCCGUUAUCAGCAUGAGCGAUGACCCCUCCGCCUACGAGGACUACAGUCCAUAUUUGCCGGGGCUUCGUUCUAUUCCGUACAAUGACGUGGAGGCUUUGAAGACCGUCCUGGAAGCCGAGGGGAAUCUUGUGUGUGCAUUUUUGGUGGAGCCCAUUCAAGGCGAGGCCGGGGUUGUGGUUCCGGACGAAGGCUAUCUGUCGAAAUGCUACGAUCUGUGUCGCAAACACAACGUUUUGUUUGUAGGGGACGAGGUGCAGACGGGGCUUGGUCGAACCGGAAGAAUGUUGGCCACCGAGUGGGAAAAUGUGCGGAGCGACAUUUUGAUAUUGGGAAAGGCUCUUUCCGGAGGCACAAUGCCCGUUUCGGCCGUUCUGGCUAACUCCGAUAUCAUGUUGACGAUUCAGCCAGGCGAGCACGGUUCCACGUAUGGUGGCAAUCCUCUGGCUUGUGCGGUGGCAAUGGCUUCUUUAGACGUGAUAGUCAAUGAAAGACUUGCAGAAAACGCCUUCAAGCAGGGGACGAAACUUAUGCAGGCGUUGAAUGACUUGAAGAAGAAGUAUUCAUUCAUUUCCCAGGUGAGGGGGAAGGGGUUGCUUAUUGCAAUUGUCAUCAACCAUCAGAGCAAGUCGGCGUGGGAUUUGUGUAUGAUUAUAAAGAAGAAUGGACUACUUUGCAAACCGACUCACGAGGACAUCGUCAGGUUUGCUCCUCCGCUCGUCAUAACAGACGAUCAAGUGGAAGGGGCCAUUUCGAUAGUUUCGAAGUCUAUAGAAGAGUUUUCGUCUGACAAAUGCUAAUAUAAAAAAAAAUAGAGGGCGAGAA
Messenger RNA from Schistocerca gregaria, 1316 nucleotides. Its product is annotated as probable ornithine aminotransferase. Gene Ontology annotation, cellular component: cytoplasm. The coding region runs from base 53 to 1291 and encodes 412 amino acids. Gene Ontology annotation, molecular function: pyridoxal phosphate binding; L-ornithine transaminase activity; identical protein binding. The transcript has 5 exons. The record is from RefSeq and is a predicted model, not a curated record. NCBI's taxonomy places the organism in Eukaryota, Metazoa, Arthropoda, Insecta, Orthoptera, Acrididae.